This is a messenger RNA of Glycine soja, 1389 nucleotides long. RefSeq names its product spermidine coumaroyl-CoA acyltransferase-like. The transcript has a single exon. The record is from RefSeq and is a predicted model, not a curated record. Lineage: Eukaryota; Viridiplantae; Streptophyta; Magnoliopsida; Fabales; Fabaceae. Bases 1 to 1389 code for a protein of 462 amino acids.
AUGGCACACCAGAAUGCAAUCCUAACUGUUGAAAACAAAGAUGUUACAUUCAUCAAACCUUCAAAGCCCACUCCUACCACCAUUCUUUCACUGUCUAGCAUUGACAAUGCUCCCGAUAACGAUUUCUUCAUGCAAAGCCUUCAUGUAUACCGAUGGGAAAAUCACAAUUCCCCUAAUACUCCAAAACUUGGCCCUGCAAAAUUGAUCAAAGUGGCACUCUCGGAGGCUCUCUUUUACUAUUAUCCUCUUGCAGGAAAGUUAGUAAGACACGCUGAUGGAAAAUUCAGAAUCAACUGCAACUCCGAAGGAGUUCCAUUCAUAGAGGCUAUUUGUAACUGCAGCCUCUCAUCUAUUCAUUACCUAGAUUGCAACGACGUCGAAAUCGGAAAACAUUUUGCUAUCGAUUUUCCUUCGGAAGAUGAAUUUGGAAACCAAUACCCUUUGGUUUUCAAGGUGACUAAAUUCCUCUGUGGGGGUUUCACAUUAGUGAUGGGCUUGUCCCACGCUAUUUUAGACGGAACUGGGCAAUCUCAGUUCUUACGCGCAGUUGCUGAACUUGCAAGUGGAAAAGCUGAGCCCUCUGUGAAGCCCGUGUGGGAAAGAGAAAGACUAGUGGGAACAUAUACUAGUCAACCAAUGCAAAAUCCCAUGGACAAUGCUUCUUUUGCAGUUUCACCAUUUCUACCAACCACAGAUUAUUCGCAUGAAUGCUCGAAGGUGGACAGUGAGAGCAUAACAAGACUCAAGACGAGUUUGAUGAAAGAAAGUGACAACAAAGAAAGUAUGAAGAAAAAAGGGUUCACAACUUUUGAAACCCUAGCUGCGUACAUCUGGAGGUCAAGAACCAGAGCCAUGAAACUGAGUUACGAUAGAAAAACAUUGCUGGUAAUGACAGUAGGGUUGAGACCACACUUGCUGAAUCCUUUGCCUGAUGGAUAUUACGGAAACACCAUCAUGGAUGCAUUUGUUACGUUAACAGUGAGGGAGCUGAACGAACUACCACUAUUGGAAGUUGUGAAACUCAUCAGAGAGAGCAAAGAAGUUGCUUUUAGCGAUGACUAUAUCAGACACUCAAUCGACAGUAUGCAUACGAAGCCAAUGGAAUAUUAUUAUGAAAGAGGUGGAAUAACGUUUAUAACGGAUUGGAGACAUUUGGGUUUGUUGGAAAAGGUUGAUUUUGGGUGGAAGGAGCCAGUGAAUACUAUGCCAGUCCCUUCGGACAUGUAUGGAUUAAUAGGUUUGUGCAAUAUCUUUCUUCCAAGUAAUUUGGAUCCUUCAAUGAUUGGAGGAGCUAGGGUUUACGCCUCCCUGCCUAGUGCUGCCAUGCCCAAGUUCAAGGAAGAGAUGAAAGCUCUUACCAGUGUCCAUAAGAGAAAUUCGAAAAUUUAA